This is a messenger RNA of Aspergillus versicolor CBS 583.65, 531 nucleotides long. RefSeq lists its product as uncharacterized. Lineage: Eukaryota; Fungi; Ascomycota; Eurotiomycetes; Eurotiales; Aspergillaceae. The transcript is spliced from 3 exons. The record is from RefSeq and is a predicted model, not a curated record. Bases 67 to 477 code for a protein of 136 amino acids.
GCCAAUACUACUCACACGCUUGGCUUUGUGGAUAGCGGUGGGAAUAUACGCGAGUACUUGGUCAUCAUGGUCGACAAUACUCCCCAGUGGCUCAAAGGGGAGACACUCCGAGCGUAUAUGGCCAUCGUCCAUCAGCAACGCAAGAAACGCGGCGAGAGUAACUGUGUCGUCUAUGGGGUUCACACAGAUACCGAAUUCUUUGAUUUCUUUAAAAUUGAUUCCGCAUCCAAGCUGUCUACUCUCUAUGGCAAAGAAACCUCACGUUUUUGGUUCUACCCGUUUGGGCAGGGCAAAGACCCGGAAGCUGUACUUGCUACACAGCCCGAAGAGUCACGUGAAGGGUAUAAGAGGCUCUUUUGGAAUGCAGCAACCCAAAGCUGGAGAGUUUAUAUGAACUUCACAGAAGAUGUCGUCACGCUUUUUGAGAAUAUCCUGGAUGAUGGAGUACAGGAUUGUUACGGCAUCACAGCCAUCUAAUUUGGAAGGAGAAGGCAACACACCCCAACGCUCCUUCCUUCCUACAAGAUAAUG